CCCUCAUACACAUCAAAUAUGAUCAGCUGGUUUCAGGAAACCAACUAACUAAACUUCAUCUUCUGCCUGAAAUCAAGGAGCCAUGUUUCUAAACGGCCUUAGCGACAGUAACUAAGGGGCGGGGCGAGACGCCGUGACAUCGCGAGAACACUCCGCGGGAUCCCGCAGCGCUCCUGUAUCUCAGCCUGAAGAGCUCCGAGACCAGAAUCCAGACUCAGUCCAGGACAACACGGUCCACCAGUCACAGCGGAGACCUGCAGGACGAUGGAGAACCAGAACCCGGACCGCAGGAGCCAAACAGCAGCCUCGUGCUCUGAUAGCGCCGAUGUUCAGAGAAAGAGAGGAAGAGAUGGACUCAAACAUCAUCGCUGUCAGCUCUGUGACACAUCCUUCUCAAGAUUUGAACAUUUGAAGAUUCAUCAGAGAGUUCACACUGGAGAGAAACCGUACAGCUGUGCCCAGUGUGGGAAAACUUUCACUCAAUCAAGUUACCUAAAAAUCCACCAACGUGUUCACACUGGAGAGAAACCGUACAGCUGUGAACAGUGUGGAAAAAAUUUCCCUCGAUUAGGUGCCCUAAAACUCCACCAACGUGUUCACACUGGAGAGAAACCGUACUGGUGUGAACAGUGUGGAAAAAAUUUCCCUCGAUUAGGUGCCCUAAAACUCCACCAACGUGUUCACACUGGAGAGAAACCGUACUGGUGUGAACAGUGUGGAAAAACUUUCCCUCAAUUUGGUCACCUAAAAACCCACCAACGUGUUCACACUGGAGAGAAACCGUACUGGUGUGAACAGUGUGGAAAAACUUUCCCUCAAUUUGGUCACCUAAAAACCCACCAACGUGUUCACACUGGAGAGAAACCGUACAGCUGUGAACAGUGUGGGAAAACUUUCAGUACAUCAAGUUACCUAAAAAUCCACCAACGUGUUCACACUGGAGAGAAACCGUACUGGUGUGACCAGUGUGGGAAAUCUUUCAGGGCAUCAGGUGACCUAAAAAUCCACCAACGUGUUCACACUGGAGAGAAACCGUACAGCUGUGACCAGUGUGGAAAAAGUUUCGCUCGAUUAGGUGCCCUAAAACUCCACCAACGUAUUCACACUGGAGAGAGACCGUACAGCUGUGACCAGUGUGGAAAAAAUUUCCCUCGAUUAGGUGCCCUAAAACUCCACCAACGUGUUCACACUGGAGAGAAACCGUACUGGUGUGAACAGUGUGGAAAAACUUUCCCUCAAUUUGGUCACCUAAAAACCCACCAACGUGUUCACACUGGAGAGAAACCGUACUGGUGUGACCAGUGUGGGAAAUCUUUCAGGGCAUCAGGUGACCUAAAAAUCCACCAACGUGUUCACACUGGAGAGAAACCGUACAGCUGUGACCAGUGUGGAAAAAAUUUCCCUCAAUUUGGUCACCUAAAAAUCCACCAACGUGUUCACACUGGAGAGAAACCGUACUGGUGUGACCAGUGUGGGAAAUCUUUCAGGGCAUCAGGUGACCUAAAAAUCCACCAACGUGUUCACACUGGAGAGAAACCGUACAGCUGUGACCAGUGUGGAAAAAAUUUCCCUCAAUUAGGUCACCUAAAAACCCACCAACGUGUUCACACUGGAGAGAAACCGCACUGCUGUGAACCAUGUGAGAAAAGGGGGGUACAGGAACUGCCCGAGUGAAAUGGGCAGGAUUUAGGACAUCUACAGUCUGACGUGUGUAAACUUUUUUUUCUUUUCCCAAGUUGAGCUGCCCAAUGCAGGUCAGCAGCACCGGACCUUAUGUUGUUCAUGUCCGCUGUAGCCAAUAAAUGAAGGCGAAGGAGCGAGGCGUUCUUUCCACACCUGUAAGUAGCUUCUGCCAUUAUUGUGUCAGUCUAAGAUGCAAAGAACAUUGUCCAUUGUAAACUUAUGAUAAAGGUUUUGGCACGUGGUAAAUUAAUUUCUUGCUAAUGGUUGUGACAGGGUUUACAUGUAAAGGCCUUUUCAGACUGCUUGAAUACGCGGGGUCGCUCUGCGCUCCUCAUAACUCAGGAAGUCAGACAUAUAUCAACCGCAUGGAUAUUCCGGUUGAUUUUCAAAAUAAAACACCCUGUGCAGGCUGCCGAUCGUGUACCAACAAUAAACAGUUAAAACAGACAAGAAGAAACAGUUAAACUAUGUGGCCUACUUAAUCAUGGUAGAAGCAUAAAAAUCAAGGACAUCUGAACAAAUCAGCAAAAUUAGGCAGGCAAAAUGCUCUUAUUCUGAAAUGCUCCAUGUGUAAAAUGCAGCCGGUAUUGUAGCUGAUAACGGCUGAGAGUUGUCUGUGUAUGGAUGGAUGGGUAGGCCAGAAACCGUACUUUUAAAUGUUUGUUUCCUGUGUGAAACAAAAAGUGAUUUUAGUUUUGUAAGUAACCACAAGCCACGUUUAGACCAAAGGUACCCAGGACUUUUAAAGUAAGGACAAAAAAACCGUCAUCAGACGGGUUACGUGUAGAUGCAGAUGUACGCAUGCCUCCCAUUUUUUGUGACCACACGGACAUGUCCGCGCAGCAACUAGUGCAACCAGGGCACCAACUCUACUCAUCUACUGCGCAUGUGUGGAACGUGUCCACCAAGCUGACUGCAGAAGGUUGUAUAAACAGAAGUAUUCAGCAUCUGCUCCCCAGCAUAUUCAAGGCUUAAGUCCCCAGAUCUCUUCUCAAGGAACUAAAAGGUUCCUUCAGCCCACUGUUGUGUGCGUUUCCACCGCGGUCUAAAGACCUCACAGAUUCGGCAAAUUAACCAGCUGACAUAGGCUGUAGGCUGUACUCUGUAUAAAGGGAUGCACAAGCCUCAUUAUUUGUAACUACUAUCCAUGAGCAAAAUUCAUAAAUGAUUUGACUGGAAUAUAAUGAAAAAUGAUAGGCUUUGCAUGACCAUUAAACAGCUUAUUUUGUGUGGGAGUAUAAUGAGGAGACAGCUUAAAGUUAGUUCAAAUUCAAUAACAAACUGGAUGAAGCCAUCACCUUCACAAAAUAACUCCAGCACAGAGAAAGCAACACAAAAAUAAAAUCUUAAUAAAAAUGGAAACUUAAAACAACAACUUUGGACCCAGUAUUUAGCGUAACUCCAUCAGCUGUUCGCUGUAAACACACCGCUGCUCGCUGGCUGCUGUUUCUGAGGAAUACAUUUAAUGUUGAUCUCUGGCAGACAUCAGCAAGACUUGUGUGCUUUUUGACUGUUGACUAUUUGACUGAUUUAUUGGUGGCCAGUUCAAGAAAAACACCCGACAUUCUCAAGUUUAAGCCAGUAGCCUGUACUUGCCCAUUCAGAAAUUCGCUGCAAGGCAAUAUUGCUUAUGUUAUUUUUAAGUUACUAAGUUCAAUGUUUUGCUGUAAACCUUUGUUGUAUUGUUAUUGUCUUUAUCAUGAAUCUUGACAUCUGUAAGUUGAAAAAUUUGAGCAUUAAACACUUAAUUUUCUGCA
Molecule: messenger RNA, 3440 nt
Organism: Micropterus salmoides (largemouth bass)
Lineage: Eukaryota; Metazoa; Chordata; Actinopteri; Centrarchiformes; Centrarchidae
Product: zinc finger protein 271-like
Exons: 2
Coding region: 265-1674 (469 amino acids)
Source: RefSeq, a predicted model, not a curated record